Molecule: messenger RNA, 2535 nt
Organism: Cyclopterus lumpus (lumpfish)
Lineage: Eukaryota; Metazoa; Chordata; Actinopteri; Perciformes; Cyclopteridae
Gene: tmtc2b
Product: transmembrane O-mannosyltransferase targeting cadherins 2b
Exons: 12
Coding region: 1-2535 (844 amino acids)
Biological process (GO): protein O-linked glycosylation via mannose
Cellular component (GO): endoplasmic reticulum membrane
Molecular function (GO): mannosyltransferase activity; protein binding
Source: RefSeq, a predicted model, not a curated record
AUGUUUGCAGAACUGCUGUGCGGCGCCGUGGCUCUGGUCCUGUAUGUCAACACCCUGGACGCCGAUUUCUGCUACGAUGACAGCCGUGCAAUCAAGACUAAUCAGGAUCUGCUUCCCGAGACCCCCUGGACAAAUAUCUUCUACGAUGACUUUUGGGGCACCUUACUCACACACAGUGGCAGCCACAAGUCCUACAGGCCCCUCUGCACCCUCUCCUUCCGCCUCAACCAUGCUGUGGGUGGGCUGGAGCCCUGGGGUUACCACCUGGUUAACGUGGCCCUCCACGGGGCUGUGACGGGCCUCUUUACCUCCCUCGCCCGCCUGCUGCUCGGAGGAGGCCUGUGGAGCCUGCUCGCCGGCCUCCUCUUCGCCUCUCACCCCAUCCACACCGAGGCGGUGGCGGGCGUCGUGGGCCGGGCCGAUGAAGGUGCCGCCCUGUUCUUCCUGCUGUCCCUGCUGUGCUACAUGCGCCACUGCAAGCUGCGCGGCCACGCCGCGCCCUGGCGACUCGCGGCCUGGUUCCUGGGCAGCCUGGUCUGCGCUGCAUGCAGCAUGCUGUGGAAGGAGCUCGGCGUGACCGUCCUGGCCGUGUCGGCGCUGUACGACGUCUGCGUUUUCCACAAGCUCAAGUUGCGCCAGGUCAUCUCGCUCCUCUACAAGAGAAAGAACGUCCACCUGCUGCUGAAUGUGUUUUUGCUGGCAGCCUGGGGAGCCGUCCUGUUGGCCUGCCGCUUCUACUGGAUGGGGAACAAACCCCCCAACUUCUCCAACUCCGACAACCCGGCAGCCGACUCGCCCGCUCUCCUCACAAGGACGCUAACCUUUUCUUACCUGCCCGCCGUCAACUUUUGGCUUCUCCUUUGCCCGGACACGCUCAGCUUUGAUUGGUCAAUGGACGCCCUGCCUUUGAUCAGGAGCCUUGCCGAUUGGAGGAACACUCACACCGUAUUCUUCUAUGUUGCGUUGCUCUUCCUGGCUUGGUUCAGCCUGCGGACGCACCAGACGGCCAAAGGCAAAGAGACCAAUGGCAAAGCGCAUCAUUACACCAAUGGCAGAAAUGGGAACAGUAACGGGCACAGUUACCAAUACAACAAUCAGGAACAUUUGAACAAUUCCCACACGGACGCUCACAUUAAUAGUGCACAGAAUGGUACCAAAAAGCACUACGAGAGCAGGACUCCACUGCCCACCACCGAAAACAUUGUGGUGUUCUCGCUGGGCCUGCUGGCCAUCCCUUUCCUCCCCGCCACAAACUUGUUUUUCUACGUGGGGUUCGUGAUAGCAGAGAGAGUACUUUACAUCCCCAGCAUGGGCUUUUGCUUGCUGGUGGCGGUGGGGAUGAGGUCUCUGUACGUCCGUCUGCGACGCAGGUCCUCCAGGGCGCUGUUGGUGUACUGCAGCGCCGGCGUCGUCCUUCUUUUCGGUGUCAAAACUGUUUUGAGGAACCGGGACUGGCGGAAUGAGGAGAUGCUCUACAAGUCGGGGAUUUAUGUCAACCCUGCUAAAGCAUGGGGCAACCUUGGGAAUGUCUUGAAGAGCCAGGGCGAGAUGGAGGAGGCUGAACAGGCAUACAGAAAUGCCCUCUAUUACCGCAGCAACAUGGCCGACAUGCUGUAUAACCUUGGUUUGCUGCUACAGGAGAGCAACAAGUUCUCCGAGGCACUUCAGUACUAUAAGCUGGCCAUUGGGAGCCGGCCAACUCUGGCUUCGGCCUACUUGAACACGGGCAUCAUCCUGAUGAAUCAGGGUCGCCUCGACGAGUCCAAGCGCACCUUCCUGACCUGCGCUGACAUCCCCGAUGAAAACCUGAAGGACCCCCACGCCCACAAGAGCUCAGUCACCAGCUGCUUGUACAACCUGGGCAAGCUGCUCCACGAACAGGGACACCAGGAGGAGGCCCUCACGGUGUUCAAAGAGGCAAUACAGAAAAUGCCAAAACAGUUUGCGCCACAGAGCCUCUACAACAUGAUGGGAGAGGCCUACAUUCGACUGAACAAGCUGACCGAGGCUGAACACUGGUACAGAGAAUCCCUGCGAGCCAAGCCGGACCACAUUCCAGCACAUCUCACCUAUGGCAAGCUGCUGGCUACGACGGGGCAGAAAACAGAAGCGGAGAGGUACUUCUUGAAGGCCAUCCAACUGGAUCCCGCAAAAGGCAACUGCUAUAUGCAUUAUGGUCAGUUUUUGUUGGAAGAGUCGCGGCUGCUGGAAGCCGCAGAGAUGGCAGAGAAAGCCGCACGCCUCGACAGCGGGGAGUUUGAUGUGGUCUUCAGUGCGGCCCACAUGCUCAGACAAGCCAGUCUAAACGAGGCAGCCGAGAAGUACUACGGACAAGCAGCGAGCCUGAGACCCAAUUAUCCUGCCGCCUUGAUGAACCUGGGGGCGAUCCUCCACCUCAAUGGGAAGCUGCAAGAAGCUGAAGCCAAUUACCUCCGAGCGCUUCAACUGAAACCGGAUGACACCAUCACCCAGUCCAACUUGCGUAAGCUGUGGAACAUAAUGGAGAAACAGGGCCUGAGGACCAUGAGCCCCUGA